This is a messenger RNA of Truncatella angustata, 1951 nucleotides long. RefSeq names its product amino acid permease. The record is from RefSeq and is a predicted model, not a curated record. Bases 310 to 1872 code for a protein of 520 amino acids. Lineage: Eukaryota; Fungi; Ascomycota; Sordariomycetes; Amphisphaeriales; Sporocadaceae. Gene Ontology annotation, biological process: amino acid transmembrane transport. Gene Ontology annotation, molecular function: amino acid transmembrane transporter activity. The transcript has a single exon. Gene Ontology annotation, cellular component: membrane.
UACUCCAGAGUCUGAAGAGACUUUCAUAAAACCACGGCACGAGAAAAUUUUCGUAAUGGCAAAUGUAUGGAGCCACGCAAGAUAAGCCUGCUCCAGAGCCGGACCUGUGGGUGAGUAACUCGCGUUGAGGCACGGACUGGGAGGCACGAUGACCGUACUUAAGUAUUCUUCGAGCGCCAUCGCUCUUUGACAAGCCGGGCAUGCUCAACGUACAAUCCGUGAAUAGUAUCGUGGCUAUUGGGCCCAUAUAACAGCUAGUGGACAGGACAAUACCAAAACUGACCCACGAAACAACAUUUUAACAACAACAUGAUGGAAAACACGAUGGAGAAGACCACGAGUCUUGUGGUCAAGCCUGCCAACGAGAAAUCGGAUUCCUCGUCCAAUGGCUCAAAGCACGAUAUCGAGGCUGCCGACACGCAGCAGCUCCAGCGUGGCCUCAAAGCUCAUCACCUUCAGUUCCUUGCGAUCGGUGGUACAAUUGGUACGGGUCUCUUCAUCGGUAGCGGCACAGCUCUUGCGACAUCCGGUCCGGUCGGCACCUUAAUUGCGUUCAUCUUUGUCGGCACAAUUGUAUACUCGGUCAUGGUGUCUCUGGGCGAGAUGGCCAGUUACAUCCCGGUCCCUGGUUCUUUCACCGUCUACGCCUCCCGCUUCGUCGACCCGUCGCUCGGGUUUGCAAUGGGUUGGAUAUACUGGUUCAGCUGGGCGAUGACCUUCGCAGUAGAGUUGACGGCUGCGGGAAUUCUCAUUCAGUAUUGGAACUCGAGCCUCAACAUUGGGAUUUUCAUUGCCAUCUUCUGGGUUGUCUUCUCGGGAGUCAACCUUCUCCCUGUCAGAUGGUUUGGCGAGCUAGAAAUGUACUUGUCCAGCAUCAAGGUUGUCACUAUCGUUGGGUUCAUCAUCUUCGCCAUCUGCAUCAAUGCCGGUGUUGGAGAGCAGGGUUACAUCGGGUUCAAGUACUGGGUAAACCCUGGACCUUUCGCAGAAUCCAUCGUAUCCGGUCCCGUCGGCAAGUUUGUCGGUUUCUGGUCAGUCUUGGUCACAGCCGGUUUCAGUUAUCAGGGUGCCGAGCUCGUGGGUGUCGGAGCGGGUGAGACCGCAGACCCUGCAAAGGCUGUGCCAUCAGCAAUCCGGUGGACGUUUUGGGGUAUCCUCUCGCUCUUUGUCUCGACCAUCUUCUUCAUCGGAUUGCUGGUUCCCUACGACAACGGCGCACUUGUGAGCGGUUCGAGUGAUGCCUCUGGAUCUCCUUUAGUCAUUGCUUGCAACCUCGCUGGUGUCAAGGUUCUCCCUGAUAUCCUUAAUGCCGUGCUCCUGACUGCUGUUCUGUCAGCUGCUCAGUCCAACGUCUAUUCGGGUAGUCGUAUUCUUGUCGCGCUCGCUGAGGAGAAGCACAUUCCCCACUUCAUGACCCGUGUUAACAAGAAUGGUACCCCAUACAUCGCUGUGGCUUUUACUUCGGCGUUUGGCCUUUUGGCAUUCCUCAACCUCUCUUCAACCGGAAGCGAGGCCUUUGACUGGUUCAUGAACAUCACCUCCAUUGCUGGUUUCAUCACGUGGUCGUGCAUCAUCAUCUGCCACCUCCGUUUCAUGGCUGCAGCCAAGUUUCACGGUAUUUCUCGUGACAGCCUGCCUUACAAGGCACCUCUAGAGCCGGUUCUCGCCUGGUAUGGUCUAUUCUUCUGCAUUCUCAUCUUGCUCACGAACGGUUUUACGGUAUUCAUCGACUGGAGCACCAGUGGCUUCUUCACGGCGUACAUUAGUUUAAUUCUGUUUGUGGUUCUCUAUGUUGGACACAAGUUGGUGUUUAGGACAAAGUUUGUCAAAUUGGCCGAUGUCGAUUUGACUCGGGGACGCAUCGACAUGUGAAAUGAGACUGGUGUAUAAGGAACAUCAUGUAUAGAUAGAUAUAUGGCAGUAUGACGAUAAUGAAAUGAUUAAACUCAAA